CUUUACUUCUUUCUUUCCUCUUUCUUCCUUUUCCUCGCCGCCUCGCACCAUGAUCGACCCUCACCCUAGCGCAGUCAAAUUCAAAACUUUCGCGCAUCUUCGGCUAAUUAAUCGUAUCGUUUCUUUUUAUAAAAUUCUAUUUAUUUAUUUUUAUCACGCCGACGAUCGUUAUCGCUCGUCUUCCUGUUUUUCCCAUUCAUUUUCAAAUUGAUCGACGUACUCGAAAAACGGGAGAUUAUCGGGCGCAUCGAUAUUCGUCGGUAACAGCAUCUUAUCUCGUCUACGCGAUCGUCUGCGCGAUAAUCCCGCGUUCGCAGUUCGUCUCGUUAUCGAGCGUGUUGUUUUUCGCCGGUAAUGUCGCAAACAAACAGCGAUUGGAAAAUUGGUCAGUUUUUAAGGAGUUUGCUUGUUUACCGGAUUCGCGCGAAAGGUCCGCGGCGUAGUCGAAGGAGCGAAAUGGAAUCGAGCCAGGAGGCAGGAGCCAGGAGUCAGCGGAGUCGAGGAAACGAGCGAACGAGCGACGUGUGCGCGAUCGGUGGGAGCGGCUGUCGCCGCUUAACCGGAUGCUACCUGCAACUCGGGAAUACUAAACGAUCCUGCUGAUCGAUGUAUUUACCAAUCCAAAGGCAACGAGGAUGCAGCAGGGAAUCGUGCCAUUGUGCAUAUUCGUGGUGGUAAUCGGCCUGUUCGCCUCGUCGAAUUUAUCGACGGAUGCCGCGCCGCAACAGAGUUACUGGAAUCAAGUCGACGAGGAGGAUCCGGAAGCGUUGAUGGAGUUCAUAAAUCGACUCGGUCGCACCAUAAUGCUCAAUCCAGAAGUGGAAAAUAACAAACGUGGACUGGAUUUGGGUUUGAGCCGUGGAUUCAGCGGCUCUCAGGCGGCGAAGCAUUUGAUGGGAUUAGCGGCGGCUAAUUAUGCUGGAGGACCCGGUCGACGACGCCGUUCCGAACAACCCUAGAUCAGUGGCAACGUUCACCCUUUUCCUCGAUUCUUCUAACAAUCUUCUUCUCUUCUUUUCUUUCCAUACUUUCAUCCACUUUUUCCCCGAGUAAGUACUCCGCUUUCGUUCAAUUCUUUCCUAUCGAGUCGUUGAAACGUUAGCGCAUAGUUCGUCUAUUUUGCGUGAUAAUAAUUAUAAAAAUGGAUACGGAAUGUAAAGAGGACGAUUGAUAAAUUCAUCUAUGUAAAAUUGAUCGGCAAGGACUAUACGUUGAAACGUUGAAAUGUUCGAGCGUAAUUUAAAUGCAUUCGACGCUCUCCAGACGUAGAAAUAGUCUAUCUUACUUAUUAUUCACAAUUUUCUUUACGAUCGCAUCGAUCGUAUCUCAAGUAUAGUUUAAUUCCGUUGAGAAAAUGAUUCUCUAUAUAUAUAUAAAGCUGUACAACUAUAGGUCUCUGAUGCAUCAUAGUCACCAAUGCGAAUAUUGCAAAUAAAAAGGUUACAAAAA
This is a messenger RNA of Osmia lignaria (orchard mason bee), 1449 nucleotides long. The record is from RefSeq and is a predicted model, not a curated record. Lineage: Eukaryota; Metazoa; Arthropoda; Insecta; Hymenoptera; Megachilidae.